Messenger RNA from Plectropomus leopardus (leopard coralgrouper), 443 nucleotides. The record is from RefSeq and is a predicted model, not a curated record. NCBI's taxonomy places the organism in Eukaryota, Metazoa, Chordata, Actinopteri, Perciformes, Serranidae.
GCGACUUCCUGAAGACGCUGCAGGACAACGACAUCAAUGUGCGGCGAGUCGCUUUAGUGAUGUUUAACUCUGCGGCUCACAACAAACCAUCUCUGAUCCGAGGUCUCCUAGCAACAGUGCUGCCUCACCUCUACAAGGAGACCCAGAUCAGGAAGGACCUCAUCCGAGAAGUGGAGAUGGGUCCAUUCAAACACACUGUGGACGACGGUCUGGAUGUGCGUAAAGCAGCGUUUGAGUGCAUGUACACUCUGCUGGACAGCUGCCUGGAGGCGCUGGACGUCCUGCAGUUCCUGGAUCAUGUGGAGGAAGGACUCAAAGAUCACUAUGAUAUCAGGAUGCUGACCUUCCUGAUGUUAGCCAGACUGGCCUCUCUGUGUCCUGCAGCUGUUCUCCAAAGACUGGACAGACUGAUCGAGCCACUGAAAGCUACCUGCACCACCAAG